AUGGGGGAAAAACGCAAUUAUGAGAAAAAACACAGUUAUGGGAAAAAACACAAUUAUGAGAAAAAAAGCAAUCAUGGGAAAAAACGCAAUUAUGGGAAAAUACACAAAUGCAACUAUCAGAAAAAACGCAAUUAUGGGGAAAAACACAAUUAUGGGGAAAAACUCAAUUAUGGGAAAAAACACAAUUAUGGGGAAGAACACAGAUGUGGUGAAAAACGCAAGUAUGGGAAAAACGCAAUUAUGGGAAAAAACGCAAAUAUGGGAAAAAACGCAAAUAUGGGAAAAACGAAAUUACAGAAAAAACGCAAAUAUGGGGAAAAACGCAAAUAUGGGGAAAAUGAAAAAAUGGGAAAAUGCAGAUAUGGGAAAAAUGCAGAUAUGGGAAAAAUGCAAAUAUGGGGAAAAUGCAAAUGUGGGAAAAACGCAAAUAUAGGAAAAACGCAAAUAUAG
Molecule: messenger RNA, 450 nt
Organism: Schistocerca cancellata (South American locust)
Lineage: Eukaryota; Metazoa; Arthropoda; Insecta; Orthoptera; Acrididae
Exons: 1
Coding region: 1-450 (149 amino acids)
Source: RefSeq, a predicted model, not a curated record